This is a messenger RNA of Austrofundulus limnaeus, 2368 nucleotides long. Its product is annotated as ephrin type-A receptor 5. Gene Ontology annotation, biological process: axon guidance; protein phosphorylation; ephrin receptor signaling pathway. Lineage: Eukaryota; Metazoa; Chordata; Actinopteri; Cyprinodontiformes; Rivulidae. Gene Ontology annotation, cellular component: dendrite; plasma membrane. The record is from RefSeq and is a predicted model, not a curated record. Gene Ontology annotation, molecular function: transmembrane-ephrin receptor activity; protein binding; ATP binding.
UGCGCCGCGGCGGAACAUGAGCUCCGGUGUCUCCAAGCGGACUCACAACCUUCCUGAUGAUCCGAACACUUCCCCGCGUCUAAUGCUGACACAAAGUGCUGCUGUUUGAGGACAGCCUGCCACUGUUUUUUUUUUUUUUUUUUUUUUUGGAUGAGCCAUGCAGUCUCGUUGGCGGAGUUGUGGCAUUCGGCUGGUGACAUGGACCUGGACCUGGAGCGUGGCGUUGUUCGGAACCUGGGGCAUCCCGGCAAAUGAAGUGAACCUGCUGGAUUCUCGCUCUGUGAUGGGAGACCUGGGAUGGGUAGCUUACCCUAAGAAUGGGUGGGAAGAGAUCGGGGAAGUUGACGAAGACUACGCCCCCAUUCACACGUACCAAGUGUGCCGCGUCAUGGAGCAAAACCAGAACAACUGGCUGCACACCAACUGGAUCCUGACSGAAGGUGCCCAGCGAGUAUACAUCGAGCUCAAGUUCACCCUAAGAGACUGUAACAGCCUUCCUGGAGGGGUCGGGACCUGCAAGGAGACUUUUAACAUGUAUUACUACGAAACGGACGGUGAUGAGGAUGAAAUGGAGGAUGGAGGGAUGAGGGAUGGUGUUGGAAUAACGGAGGAGGAAGACCGGGCAAUGAAAGAGAACAGAUACAUUAAAAUUGACACCAUAGCAGCUGAUGAAAGCUUCACUGAGCUGGACCUGGGGGAUCGCGUGAUGAAGCUCAACACUGAAGUUCGCGAUUUAGGACCUCUGACCCGGAAAGGCUUCUACUUGGCGUUCCAGGAUUUAGGGGCCUGCAUUGCUUUAGUCUCRGUGCGGGUAUUCUACAAACGCUGCCCGUUCUUGGUAAAGAGCCUGGCAGAGUUUUCUGACACCAUCCCGGGUUCAGAGGCAUCCCAGCUGGUGGAGGUGGUGGGCCGCUGCAUCAACAACUCUGUGCCUUUGUAUGAGCCGCCGCGGAUGCACUGCAGCACGGAGGGAGAAUGGCUGGUACCCAUUGGAAAGUGUGUUUGCAAGCCAGGAUUUGAGGAAAUCAGUGGAUCUUGUCAAGUGUGCAAAGUGGGCUUUUACCGCUCUCAGCUGGAGUCUUCAGCCUGCAGUAAAUGUCCACCUCACAGUGUGGCCAAGCAGGUGGGAGCCACGAGUUGCAACUGCGAAGAUGGAUACCAUAAGAUCGACUCUGAUCCUCCUAAUAUGGCUUGCACACGCCCUCCCUCUGCACCACGUAAUGCYAUCUCCAAUGUUAAUGAGACCAGUGUCUUUUUGGAGUGGUCUAUCCCCAUGGAGACGGGCGGCAGGAAGGAUGUGCGCUACAACAUCCUGUGCAGACGGGUUUUGCCAGACAGCAGGGGACUGGAGGAGUGUGGCCCGAACGUACGCUUUCUGCCACGGCGAAUUGGCCUGUCAAACACCUCCGUGAUGGUUGCUGACUUGCAGUCGCACACCAACUACAGCUUCCUGCUGGAGGCCGUCAACGGGGUGUCAGAGCUGGCCAAAGACUACGCUAAGCAGUAUGUGACACUUAACGUCACGACCAAUCAGGCAGCACCCUCCCCUGUCAGUGUGGUGAGGAAAGUACACACGGGGAAAAACAGCAUCGCCCUUUCCUGGGCAGAGCCCGAUCGCCCCAACGGCAUUAUUCUGGAGUAUGAGAUAAAGUAUUUUGAGAAGGAGCAGGACUCCAGUUACACCAUAAUAAAAUCCAAGGAAACAGAAAUGGUGGUGGAAGGACUGAAACCCUCAUCUGCCUACAUCUUCCAGGUACGAGCCAGGACGUCAGCGGGUUAUGGUGCAUUUAGCCGACGCUUUGAAUUCCAGACAAGCCCUUACUUAACUGCCACCAGUGAGCGUGCUCAGGCUUCCAUAAUAGCAGUGGCCAUCACCCUGGCUCUGGUUCUACUGGCAGUGGUUGCUGGAUUCCUGCUCAGUGGACGGCGAUGUGGCUACAGCAAAGCAAAACAGGAUCCAGAGGAAGAAAAGAUGCACUUCCACAAUGGUCACAUAAAAUUUCCUGGGGUGAGGACUUACAUUGACCCACUUACCUAUGAGGACCCCAACCAGGCAGUGCAUGAGUUUGCACAAGAGAUUGACGUUUCGUUCAUCUCUAUUGAGAGAAUCAUCGGCGCUGGGGAAUUUGGUGAGGUCUGCUGCGGACCCCUGAGGCUACCUGGGAAAAGGGAGAUCCAAGUUGCCAUUAAGACCUUGAAAGCAGGCUACACAGAGCAGCAGAGACGUGACUUCCUGUGGGAGGCUUCGAUCAUGGGCCAGUUUAACCAUCCAAACAUCAUCCGUCUGGAGGGGGUGGUCACUAAGAGUAAGCCUGUGAUGAUCAUCACUGAAUACAUGGAGAAUGGAUCACUGGACACAUUUCUAAAA